GUGUUACCCAUUCCUUGCAGGGCUCUGCAUAUACAGAUCCAUUCAUGGCACAUUUUUCUUUUCUAUGUUUCUCUCUUUAUUUUGGGCUUUACUGCAAAUCACUGGUUAGGAUAUGAUUACUCAAAAUAAUGAAAUGACCCAUCAGUGUCUCUGUAGUCAGGGCUAAAACUAUAUUGUCUUUCAUAUAAAUACAACUUUUUAACAGUAUUUUACAAAGAUCUCUUUCGUCCAUGACAGUUGCUUUCCAAAGCAUCAGCAGUGAUCCCUGUUACAACUAUGAGUCUCUGGAUCGUCCCUGGAGAGCCAACAAUGAAAGUGGAAAUAACAUUUGUGAUGAAUCUUUCUCCUGGAAUGGCUGGUAUCGGCUUUUCUACUACAGAAUGGACAUCCGGAUGUCAGAGACCUGUGUUAGUUCAUUCACCUGUAACACAUACAUCAAUCUGUGGCUCACUGAUCCUCACCCUCAAAUAGAGGAUGGGGUGGUGAUCAGGGAGGUCUGUGGUAGUUAUCAUUUGGGAGACUGCUGUGAAUACAACUCAAACCCCAUCAGAGUCAAAGCUUGUCCUGGCAAUUACUAUGUCUAUGAACUUGUGAGUCCACCAUUUGGAUGUGUUGGAUAUUGUACAGAUAUCAGCACCAUUUCACAACCGGUUUCCACUGUGAGUCCAGAUAUAAUCACUGGAUCCAGUAUCACCUUGAAUUAUGACCCGUGCAAAAACUACAGCAUACUCGACAACUACUGGAGAAGCAUAAUCAUUUACUGGUAUACGAAUGGAUAUGUAAAUAGACAUGAUGACACUCUUGUAGAAUGGGAUGGCUGGUAUCGACUCUUCAUUAAUGGAUCAAGUGCUCAGAUGCCUGAAUGGUGUGUGUCUUACAUGUCAUGUGGAGGUUAUAGUUCUCUGUGGAUUGGUGACUCUCAUCCUCGACUAGAAGAUGGAGUUGUUACUCGUGAAAUUUACGGCUCCCGUAAUGAUCAGUGCAGUCGCUACAGAUCUGAUCCAAUCCAAGUUAAAGCUUGUCCUGGAAAUUAUUAUGUCUACAAGUUUACCAGGCCAACUCUAUCAAUCCCAGCUCCUGUAUAUUGUGCAGUACCUGUCUCCAUCCCAAGUGUCGACCCCUGCUACAACUAUACCAGUCUGGAUGAGCCUUGGAGAGCCACUGACCAUUAUAACUUGGGCAUGUGUGAUUCUAAUGUGGAGUGGAAUGGCUGGUACAGGCUGUUCUACAAUGGUCAAAAUGCUCAGAUGCCAGAAUCAUGUGUUAAUCAGUACACAUGUGGCACUAGUGACCCACUGUGGCUCAACGGAUCUCACCCACAGCUGAAAGAUGGAGUGGUCACUCGUCAGGUCUGUGUCUCCUCAUGGAAUGGCUGCUGUACUUAUGCUUCCCACGCUAUAAGAGUCAAAGCCUGUCCAGGAAAUUACUAUGUUUAUGAGUUUGUCAAACCAAUAUUUUGCGGAGCUUACUGUGUAGAAGCCUCAAGUCAGUCCAUCCCAUCAGCGUCUACAACAACAGAGACAAUCCCAUCCAUACAAUCCAUUACUCCACCAAUCAUAACCACUGAUUCCAUAACAACAGCUCCCCCUGUUGACCCCUGCUACAACUACUAUGUCCUGGAUGAUCCAUGGAGAGCCACCAACAAUCAACAUUCCUCUCAGUUAAUGUGUGACACUGGGGUCAGCUGGAACGGCUGGUAUCGUCUCUUCAUUCAGGGUCAGAGCGUUCAGAUGCCAGACACAUGUGUUGAUCAGUAUAGUUGUGGCACUCAUGUUCCACUGUGGCUGAACGGAGGACAUCCAACAGUCGAGGAUGGAGUGGUCACUCGAGAUGUCUGCGGUCACUGGAGCAAUAACUGCUGCCUUUUCCAAUCCAAUCCCAUUAAAGUCAAAGCCUGUCCAGGAAAUUAUUAUGUCUAUGAGUUUGUGAGCCCAACUGGUUGCAAAAUGGCAUACUGUGCAGCUAUGAGAGAUCCUUGUUCUGAGCUCCACUGCUCUGAGAAUGAAAGAUGUGGGAUGAAAAACGGUGUUUACGGCUGUUUAUGUAAAAUACCACAACCACAUUCUGACUCUUUUGAAACCUGUGAAAGCAGCUCUGGCUCCAUGUCUGUGUCUCGCUGUCAGCUCUUUGAGGCUGGUUUUCCAGCUGAUGUCUUACACCUCAAUGAUCCCAGCUGCAAAGGAACGGUCCGGAAUGGCAGAGUGGAAUUCCAUUAUGAUAAUGAUGAACACAUCUGUGGUACAAAUCUUAUGGCUAACGGCAUCCACUUCAUCUAUGAUAACUUUAUUCUGGGGACACCGAGGUCAGAGAAAAUCCUGAAGCUUUCUUUCAGCUGUGUUUAUCCUCAAACACAAAUGCUUUCCAUGAAUGUGGAAAUCAACCCACUGGAGAGCAUUGUGCACAAGACUCUUCCCGCUGGUGAAGGCAGAUAUCGUGUCCGGAUGAUUCCAUAUCAGGAUGAUGAGUUUACCCGGCCCUUCACUGGUGCAGUGGAUGCAGAGCUCGACCAGGAGAUGCAUGUGGAAGUUCGUGUUGAGGGGGUCGACAGCCGCCAGUUUGCCCUGGUGAUGGACACGUGUUGGGCUACACCUGUGAAUGAUCCUGAUUACCGCCUCCGCUGGGAUCUCAUCGUUUCAGAGUGUCCCAAUCCAAAUGAUGACACACUGAAGCUGCUGCAGAACGGCGUCUCGACAUCCAGCCGUUUCUCUUUUGGGAUGUAUAUCUUCACUGCAAACUCCACUAAGCUUUACCUGCACUGUGCUGUUCACCUUUGCCCUCUGUCAAGCAAUCGCUGCUUAACGGACUGUGACUCUGGACACCAGCGGAGAGAGGGCAGGUCUCUGGACUUCCAUGACAGUGCUUCCAUAUCCAUGGGUCCUCUGAUGUUGUCUGAAGGGAACACAGAUAAAUGGGUCCCAGAUAAAGUGAAGGUAUCUGAGGCUUCUUGUCUGUGUGGUUCUCUGAUGGUGUUUCUUGUUCCUCUGAGUGUCCUGACACACUUUUAGUUUAUUUCCACAACAUUUUACAUGCAUAUUGUCUAGACUCAUUUCAAUUCAUGUGGAAUCUGAUGCAACACUAACAUAACAUAACUACUAUUUUAUACAGAAUAAUAAAUGAAUUAUUAUUUAAUCAUUUAUGUUUUUACAUAGUACAUUCAUUCUGUAAUACCUGAUGGGUUGUGCGACAACAACGACCAUCAGAUUCACGUUUAACUAAAGGAAAACACGAUUAGUUAAAACUAACUAAUAAGACUUGCUUUUCUUAAAAAUUAUGUUGUAAUAUUUUAUUCAGGCAUUUAUUAUAUAAGGCAUGAAAUAGGUCUGAAUGAUCCAAAAUGAGGAAAAAAAAAAAAAAUAAUUUUAUAGUUGAACUUUUGUUAUCAUUUUAUUUCAGUAAAAGUACAAGAAUGAUUAAUGAUCAUCUUUUUACUGCUAUCUUUGUAAUUGUUUUACUUAUUUUCCAUCGUGAUGCUAUGAUAAUAUGCUUGAGUCUUGCUAUUUUACUUUUAAUUCUAAAGGCUUUGAAGAAUGUUGCAGUUUGUUUAGUGAAUAAUUAGAGCAGGGGUCUCAAACUCAAAUUGGCGGGGGGCCAUUUCUGUGAUUGACACCUCAUAGGAGGGCCAUAUUAACAUUCAAGCGCAAGAAAGCGCAACAUUUCAGAAAAUUUACU
This is a messenger RNA of Megalobrama amblycephala (Wuchang bream), 3669 nucleotides long. RefSeq names its product pancreatic secretory granule membrane major glycoprotein GP2-like. The transcript has 13 exons. The record is from RefSeq and is a predicted model, not a curated record. Bases 231 to 3005 code for a protein of 924 amino acids. Lineage: Eukaryota; Metazoa; Chordata; Actinopteri; Cypriniformes; Xenocyprididae. Gene Ontology annotation, cellular component: apical plasma membrane; cell surface. Gene Ontology annotation, biological process: neutrophil migration.